CCAUGUGAGUGAUCUCUGAUUCGACGUCUCCUCAUCUGAUCUCUUCUUCUAACCACUGCUGCUCCUGCUGCUGCCAUUUUCUCAUUUAAGUCUUCUACUUUCCCUUUGCUAUAAACAAGUAUAAAAACCCAUCUCUCUCUGUCUUUUUUUCUAUGAGUUUUGGAUCCAACGUGUCCAAGCUCUGGAUCUUCUUUGAAGCCCCAUUGGAUCUUUCAAGACUGAUACACCUACAGUUCACAGCAUGGCUCCACUCUUGUACUUGAGAUUCAAGAAGGUACUUCUGCUUUAUCUCGUUUUCUUCCUGUUUGUUUCUGUUCUUCUUUGUGCCUCCUCAGAUUGUUCUCAGCUAGAAAGGAAAGGGUUUAUUGGUAGAAGAAGAAUGUUAGAGGUGGAAAAAGAUCAAGUCCAGCUGCCUAAGAAAAAAAGUACCAAUUCUUCUACCAAGAACCAAACCAACCUAAUCAAACCCAAUCUUUCCUCUUCAAAAAACCAAACUAAGCUCUCUAAGACUAGCUUAUCUACUAAGAACCAAACCAAGAUUACAAAAUUUACAAAUUCAACUAAAGCAGCUUUUUACUCCUUAUCCAAGGCUGAGCUUAAAAAGCUCAAUUCCACUUCCCAGCUUAAGAAGCUCAAUUCCACGUCAAAAGCUUACAACUCUACCAAAACCAGCUCCGGCUCUACUAAAAAAACCUCAGAUCUACUCAAAUUAGGCUUCCCCAAGAACAAAACAUCCAAAGCCACUUCAACAAAAGGAUCCCAAAUUCUUGUGAGUGAUUCUGAAUCUCAAAAACAAACCAAGAGCCCAUUAAAAACCGCAGAGAAAAAACCCAAUAACGAGAAGAAGACCACCACCCAGCAGGCACAAAAACAACCCAGUUGGGUUGAUCAAGAAGGGGAGGAUGAUUUGGUCGCUGAGUUCAGAGCUCUACCAUCCAAAUUUCAACAAUCUCUCCUGCCAGACAUUGAAAAGAUCUCAAUAACCUCCAAAAAAUACCUCACAAAAGCCAACAAAGAAAUGGCCAAAGGGUUCAAGCCCAUAGUUGGAAACAGAUAUGCAUCCACCAUUGCCACUGUAGUCUGUUUCGCUUUCAUUUUAAUACCUCUCCUUCUAGUUUCUUUAAUCGUCAGCCGCAUCAAAGCUUAUUUCUCUAUCCAAAAGAUCGUCAUCUUCAUUCAAGUUUAUCUCUCAAUUUACUUCUUCAUUCUUUGUCUCUCUUCUCUAGUUACUGGGCUGGAGCCUUUGAGGUUUUUCUACGCUACUUCGCAACCCAUGUACGUCUGUUUAAUGGUUCUGCAAACCCUUGGCUACGUGUUGUAUCUGUUGUUGCUGUUAAUGCACUUGAUUCUGGUGUUUUCCACUGAAUCUGGGCUGGGCUCAAAGUUUCUAGGCCUGGGCCAGACCUUCGUGGGCUUCGCUGUUGGGCUACAUUUCUACGUAGCGGUUUCCCACAGGGUGGUCAUGCACCAGCCACCCAAGACUACGUGGAAGGUUCAUGGGAUUUAUGCCACGUGUUUUCUUGUGAUUUGUCUGUUUGCUAAAUUUGAUAGGACAAAGAAGGCUUACUUGCAAGAUGGCGAUGAAGAGGGCAAGAAGAAUUAGUUCAUAAUAAUUUUUUUUUUCCUUUUUUAAAGAAAUGUAAUAAAUUCACUUUUUGUACUUUAUUUAUUUAUUAUUAAUCUUUGGGGUUGUUACGAACAA
Molecule: messenger RNA, 1702 nt
Organism: Hevea brasiliensis (rubber tree)
Lineage: Eukaryota; Viridiplantae; Streptophyta; Magnoliopsida; Malpighiales; Euphorbiaceae
Exons: 1
Coding region: 242-1603 (453 amino acids)
Source: RefSeq, a predicted model, not a curated record